CCGUAGCCCGGCAUGUGGCGUGACAUAAUAGGAACUAAUAGUAGCCUCCAAAUUUGUUAUCCCUUUACUUUGCAUACUGCAGUUUUUCACUUUUGGAAUUUAUCUUGCUCUGUUCCUCUCUGUAUAUACACCCGUUCCCAGAAUCUGAUCGAGCGUUAUCUACGCUCACCUCUGCACCUGUUAUCUUGGAGUCAGCAUGCCCCGCAAAGAGAACCCAGGCCCCCUCUCCGCUCAACAACAACAAGACCUGGUUUCAGAGGGCAUCGAUAACUUUGAGCUCCCGAAGAGCUUAGUUACGAAGAUCGCAAAAAGUGCUGUUCCGGAUAACACGAAACUACAAAAGGAAGCCAUACUAUCGUUGGUUAAGGGCUCAACGGUGUUUAUCAAUUAUCUAGGUGUUGCACACGAGGUCGCUCAAUCAAAACAACACAAGUCUAUCUCGGCUUCGGAUGUCCUCAAGGCACUAGAAAUGAUUGAGUUGGGGGAUCUAGUGGAACCAUUGAGCGCGGAGCUGCAGGUAUACCGCGACCAAGUCAAACCUGACAAGAGUGGUCGAGGCUCAACUGCUAGUGCCAGUGUGAACGGUGUCACACCCGCCUCUGCUUCCACUAACACCAAAACCAAAGGAAAAGAAAAAGCUUCCACCUCUGCUUCUGCCGUUGGCGCCGGCGUCGCUCCAAUAGUUCCGACUAUUGGCGGUACAGAAACCCUUCCUCCACCGUUCACCUCUGCGCCGCUUGUCCAUCGUGGAGAACACGUUGGUAACGUUGUUGCUCCAGGGGACCAUGAUUCGAUCUCUGCAGCGAUCAACCCUAAUGCAAAAGCUGCAGAGGAGGAGGAUCAUAGAAUGGAUGUUGAUGAAGAACAUCAGGAUGUAGGCGCUAUUGAACAAGGAGAUGCCGAGAUGGGUGAUGUGGCGGAUGAACACGGGGAUCAAGCAGACGGUAGUGAUCCUGGAGAUGAAGUACAAGAGGAAGAAGAAGAGGAGGAAGAGGCACUACAGGAUAUGGUGGCAGUUGAAGAGGAAGAAAUCCGUGAGGAUGCGAAAGGUGUAGAACAGAGGGGGGCUGCUUCAGAGCAUAAGAAAUAGGCACUCAACACGGGCUCAACAAAGGGGUAUCAGGAUAGGUUAGGUCGAAUCAGUCGACUUAAAAAUAUUAUUUCCGUCAUGAAGAGUGAAUGCGUCGUUGGGGAAAGCACAAACUACAUUGUACCGGGACCUUAUUCUUGGUGCUUU
This is a messenger RNA of Lentinula edodes (shiitake mushroom), 1237 nucleotides long. RefSeq names its product histone-fold-containing protein. Gene Ontology annotation, cellular component: epsilon DNA polymerase complex; CHRAC. Gene Ontology annotation, biological process: leading strand elongation; DNA damage response; heterochromatin formation. NCBI's taxonomy places the organism in Eukaryota, Fungi, Basidiomycota, Agaricomycetes, Agaricales, Omphalotaceae. Gene Ontology annotation, molecular function: chromatin DNA binding; protein heterodimerization activity. The record is from RefSeq and is a predicted model, not a curated record. The coding region runs from base 197 to 1090 and encodes 297 amino acids. The transcript is spliced from 5 exons.